AUGGACCAACAGUCACAAGCCACAUUAUGCACCCUCCGAAGCGAUACACACGCCAGCACUAUCGCAACCGUGGACAACAUCGAGGCUAUUUUAGCAAACGAUGAAAAGGCCAGGGUCGCAGGAGUUGAUGCCGACGGUAUCCUUCGAGGCAAGAUCAUGGACAAGGAGAAGUUCUUGUCCACUAUUUCCAGCGGAUUCGGCAUGAGUUCUGCCAUCUUUGCAUGGGAUAUCCACGAUGUUUUAUUCACGACAGAGACGAAGAUCGCAACAAGCGAAGACGGAUUUGCCGAUUUUGUUGCUUACCCCGACCUGUCAUCCUUCCGGAGACUCCCCACAGAGGACAAUAUCCCUUUCUUCCUUUUAAGCUUUGCUGUGGGUGGCAAACCGGUCUUCGCUUGCCCACGUAGCAUGAUUCGUCAACUUUGUGAUAAGUUAGCAGAAGCAGAGUGCAAAGCCCUUGCCGGAGUGGAGCUCGAGUUCAUGAACUUUCAGACACCGUCAGAAGACGGAUAUAGAUCGCCACAGGAUAGACAAAACCUGUCCAUGUUCUUGGAGAAAAACACACCUUCGGCCUUGCGUCCUCUUACAGGCGGCAUGUUUGGCUAUAGCACAUCACGGCCGAUAGCCUCGAAGAAGUACUUCCAUGACAUAUUCGAUUUCAACAAAAGAGCAAACUGCGGCUUAGAAGGCUGGCACACGGAGAGCGGUCCCGGCGUCUACGAGGCUGCUCUAAAGGUCAGCCCAAUCGACGAGAUGGCAGACAAAGUUUCUAUUUUCAAACUGAUCACCAAAUCGCUCGGAAUGGAACACGGCGUGACGCCUUGCUUUCUCGCCAAGCCGACCCAAGGCCUACCUGGCAACUCUGGGCAUAUCCAUGUGUCUCUUACUAAUCUAGACGGAAAGAACAUCUUGGCUCGGUCGGGUCCCCCUGAUCAAACAGCCGCAUGGCCAGACAUCGCACAUCUAUCUGACGUUGGUCGAUAUUUCCUCGCCGGGAUCCUCGUAGCUAUGCCAGAUAUCAUGCCACUUUUAGCACCGUCGAUCAACUCUUACAAGCGCUUGGUGGAGAACUAUUGGGCCCCUGUAGAUGUCAGCUGGGGCCUGGAAGACCGCCUUGCCAGUGUGCGCCUAAUUGCGCCUCCGGUAUGCAAACCAGCGGCGACAAGAUUUGAAGUGCGCAUCCCAGGAGCCGAUCUGCAUCCUCACUACGCUCUGACAGCGAUCGUGGCUGCGGGCUGGCGAGGUUUUAUGAAGAAGCUGGACAUACCCAUCCCGCCCGCGAAGAUCCAACGAAAAGACACAAAGCCAGAGUUGCUUCCUGACUCCCUCCUUGAGGCAACACACAGAUUCAAGGCACGUGAUAGUUUGGCCAGAGAGAUCCUUGGAGAUGAUUUUGUGGAUUUCUUUGCUGCUACGAGAGAACAUGAGCUGCGGAGUUUCGACGGUACAUCGAAGUAG
Messenger RNA from Colletotrichum siamense, 1458 nucleotides. It is a transcript of the gene glnA2-1, whose product is annotated as Type-1 glutamine synthetase 2. NCBI's taxonomy places the organism in Eukaryota, Fungi, Ascomycota, Sordariomycetes, Glomerellales, Glomerellaceae. Gene Ontology annotation, molecular function: glutamine synthetase activity. The record is from RefSeq and is a predicted model, not a curated record. The transcript has 5 exons. Bases 1 to 1458 code for a protein of 485 amino acids.